AUGACAGGCAAGUACUGCCGCGAGUCCACCCACCACAAAAAGGACGUGUUCAAGCGACUAGUGGAAUCAGACAAGGACAAAGAGAAAGACACAGCGCCGACGGCAUCGAUGUUUUUGUAUUUCUGGGACUUUGAAGAGGAAGGUGGAGAAGAAGAAGACGGAGGAUGGUGGUUUGGCACUCAAGUUGGCGGCGAGCAGGUGUUGCUGCAGAAUCGGUCCACAGCCGACUUCCCGCCCCCGGACCAUUGGAUUGUUGUGGCCACUGGAAACGAGGACGCGGACCUAAAGGUGACCAAAGCUAAGCCCCCGCCAAAGCCGCCUGGAGCAGCACCUACCAAGGCAGCAGCUGCAAGGGCACUGGCAGGGGCCAGCCCUUCGAAAGCACCGCCGAUGAGGCCGACAGCCCAACCUCCGCCGGAUCUCGGACUGGAGGAGCUGAGUUCUGAGCACGCGGAGCUGAAGCGAUGGCUGUCAGGCCUCGACGGCCACAAAGGCGCCCUGCUGACCUACUUCGAUGUCUUGGUCAACGAGUUCGACGGGGAUCUCUCGAUCCUCAAGAACGUCAAGACCGAACCACCGGAAGGGAGUCAAAAUCGUGGCCUCUUCUCGUUCAUUAUUGACGAUUUCUGGACGACCAUCAACGUCAGAACGAUGGGCCACAAGACUCUUCUUGCGAAAGGGAUCAAAGAGCUGACAUGA
Molecule: messenger RNA, 699 nt
Organism: Symbiodinium sp. CCMP2456
Lineage: Eukaryota; Dinophyceae; Suessiales; Symbiodiniaceae
Source: the annotation of a GenBank genome assembly